This is a messenger RNA of Labrus bergylta (ballan wrasse), 2680 nucleotides long. RefSeq names its product syntaxin binding protein 1b (gene stxbp1b). Gene Ontology annotation, biological process: neurotransmitter secretion; intracellular protein transport; vesicle-mediated transport. The record is from RefSeq and is a predicted model, not a curated record. Lineage: Eukaryota; Metazoa; Chordata; Actinopteri; Labriformes; Labridae. Gene Ontology annotation, cellular component: plasma membrane; secretory granule. Gene Ontology annotation, molecular function: syntaxin-1 binding.
AGGACGCGCAACAAGGGGCUCAUCAUGGCACCGCUGGGACUAAAAGCCAUCGUUGGAGAAAAGAUCAUGAAUGAUGUCAUCAAGAAGGCACGAGAAAAAGGAAAAUGGAAGGUGCUGGUGGUUGACAAGCUGAGUAUGAGGAUGGUCUCGUCCUGCUGUAAGAUGACAGACAUCAUGUCAGAAGGAAUCACCAUUGUAGAAGACAUCACUAAGCGGCGUGAGCCUCUGCCCAGCAUGGAGGCCAUCUACCUGAUCACUCCUUCAGAUGAGUCUGUCGAGGGUCUGAUUGAUGACUUCAGAGACCCACAAAAUGCGAGGUACCGAGCGGCUCACGUCUUCUUCACAGACACGAUUCCUGACAUGUUGUUCGGACUAUUGACCAAAUCUCGCGCUUCCAAAGCCAUGAAGGCCUUGACUGAGAUCCACAUCGCCUUUCUGCCCUAUGAAUCUCAGGUCUUCUCCCUGGAUAAAGUGGAUGCCUUUCAGGACUUCUACAGCCCGUUUAAGGCUGACGUGAAGAACAACAUGCUGGAGCGCUGUGCUGAGCAGAUCGCCACCCUCUGCUGCACUCUCAAAGAGUAUCCUGGAGUCAGAUACAGAGGGGAGUACAAAGACUGUGCAGUUCUGGCUCAGAUGCUUCAGGAGAAGCUGGAUGGAUACAAAGCUGACGACCCCACCAUGGGAGAGGGUCCAGACAAGUCCCGUACUCAGCUGCUCAUUCUGGAUCGAGGCUUUGAUUGUGUCACACCGGUCCUGCACGAGCUCACGCUGCAGGCGAUGGCCUACGACCUGCUCGGCGUCGAGAACGACGUCUACAGUUUUGAGACCAGCGGGAUGGGAGAGGUGAGGACAAAGGAGGUGGUGUUGGACGAGGAUGAUGACCUGUGGCUGUCUCUGAGACACAAACACAUUGCCGAGGUGUCAACGGCUGUCACUCGCUCUCUGAAAGAAUUCUCUGCCGGUAAAAAGAUGAACACAGGAGAAAAGACCACCAUGAAGGAACUGGCUCAGAUGCUGAAGAAGAUGCCUCAGUACCAGAAAGAACUCAGCAAGUACUCGACCCACCUCCACCUGGCUGAAGACUGUAUGAACCGCUACCAGGGCACUGUGGACAAACUGUGUCGUGUAGAACAGGAUCUGGCGAUGGGCAUGGAUGCAGAGGGAGAGAAGAUCAAAGAUCCCAUGAGGCUCAUUGUUCCCAUUCUGCUGGACGCCAAUGUCAACGUGUCCGACAAGAUCCGAAUCAUCCUGCUCUACAUCUUCAUGAAGAACGGUGUGACUGAGGAAAACCUGUGUAAGCUCCUUCAGCAUGCAAACAUCCCACCAGAGGACAGUGACAUCAUUUCCAACAUGGCUCACUUGGGCAUCCCCGUUAUCUCUGAGGGCACCACCACCAAGAAAGCCAAGAAGCCCGAUCGUAAGGAGCGAAUCAGUGAGCAGACCUACCAGCUGUCCAGGUGGACUCCUCUCAUUAAGGAUCUCAUCGAGGACUCCAUUGAGGACAAACUCGACCCUAAACUGUACCCGUACAUUUCCCAGCGACAAGUUUCUUCAAAAGUCAGCGCUCCAUCGAGUAGUGCGCGUUACGGUAACUGGCACAAGAACCGGGGCCCCACAGAGAUCAAGACGGGGCCCCGGAUCAUCGUCUUCAUCAUCGGAGGGAUGACCUACAGCGAGAUGCGUUGUGUGUACGAGGUCACACAGGCCAACGGAAAGUGGGAGGCCCUGAUUGGUUCCACCCACAUUCUCACCCCCCCUAAAUACAUGAAAGAACUCCAGCACCCAGACUUCCUGGAUCCCAACGCCCCACCAGAGGGCACCGAGGAGCCGCCUGCAGAGUGAAAAACACGUCUGGAGUAUCAGCGGACGUCUUCGCCCCCUCUCGCCUUCUAACAGCCCCCCCUGGAGAAAGAAGAUCAGACGGACCCCCACCUUAACCCCCUAUACCUCCUCCAGCAUUACACAUCAAAUAUACACUUUAUGUUUUAUAUGAUUCAGUCAUUUUUAACUUAUAAACCAGACUUUAAAUAUCAACUUUCAACUGUGACAUUUAUCAGACAUCAGUGGAUGUGUUAAAUAUUGUUUACUGUAUAUUGUGAGAUGUUAAUUAUCGGGGAGACAUUCAUUUAGACGACUGGAUGAGAUUCAAGAGAGUGUCAGGGAUCAAUGAAACUGAAAAAUAACUCCACCGUGGUUCACAGUUCUCUCAGAGCAAAAUGAUGUUCAUGGAUUUCACUUUAUCUUUGCAGUGACUUCUAUAAUUGUCUCUCCCUAACCAGUACACAGUGUCCUCUUCUUUCAUGUUAUUGAGCAGGCUAGUUUUAAUGUAGUGCUUUCCAUUCAGUAGCAAUGAUGCCAUACUGUUCAAAUCAGCAGAUUUAUACAGAGAUGUGUCUGACCCUGGACAUGCAUGCCAACAUAAAAUCACUCUGAUGGUGUAUGUAUAGCAGUAGAUCAAACAUUUGAGCAGAACAUUAUAAAGUUUAGUGGGCUUGUCCUAUUUGUUUUUGACAGUGUUCUUUCCUCCCGUAGAGAUUCAGUUUACUCCUGUUUGACCAUAACGUCGUCAUUUCUUUUGGUUUUGUUUUGUGAUUCUGUAUAACUAGUUAUCUACUGUGUAUGAAGAGAUAUCCAUGUAAAGACAAGUCCGUGCUUUUAUGUCCACAUGAACAUUACUCGC